GUGAUUUAGUCAUCAGUUAUCAAAAGUGUUUUUACCUUCACGUAACUCAAAUUUCUAUCCAUAUCAAUAUGAAAUUCUUCGCUUGCUUGAUUGCUUUGGCUGCCAUCGCCACCAUUGUUAUGGCCGAUAUGAAACCAACCGAUAAGAAGGAUGGACUUUUGGGAUCCCACUAUGGAGGAGGUGGUGGCUCAUCAUACUCAGCACCACCAUGCCCCAAGUCAUACUUGUUCAGCUGUCAACCAAGUUUGGCUCCAGUUCCAUGCGCUGCUGGUGGUGGUGGUGGAUAUUCUGGUGCAUACUCACAAUAUGUUCCACAAUAUGCUUUGCCACAACAACAGUACAACCAGUACCAACAAUACCUUCCACAAUAUUGAAGAUAACAUCCUGCUUAUGAUAACU
Messenger RNA from Episyrphus balteatus (marmalade hoverfly), 399 nucleotides. RefSeq names its product vitelline membrane protein Vm26Aa-like. Lineage: Eukaryota; Metazoa; Arthropoda; Insecta; Diptera; Syrphidae. Bases 69 to 374 code for a protein of 101 amino acids. The record is from RefSeq and is a predicted model, not a curated record. The transcript has a single exon.